AUGGAAGGUCACGAACCUUCUUCGCUGGGCCACCAGGACCUGCUGGCCCAACUGGCCUUCCGGGAUCACCAGGUGACCCAGGUCAGCCCGGUUUACCAGGAGUUCCCGGAGAUCCCGGUGUCGGUUUCCCUGGACCCCAGGGACAACCUGGAGGUCCAGGACCAGAAGGGGACAGUGGACUUCCAGGGCCCCAAGGUCCAGAGGGCCCCGAGGGGCAACCGGGUCCAAAAGGGGAGGAAGUGCGACACUACGUCAUCGGACCUCCUGGCAUCCCAGGGAUCCCAUGGAGAGGAGGCUAUGGCUUUAAUACCCAUGAGAUGGAUCUCGUUCUGCCUGUCCUUUCUAGAUGCUGAAUACAGUGGCGUCUUGGGCGCUCAGGGGCCUCCUGGUCCACCUAGUGUCCCAGGCCCUGCUGGCCCUCAAGGCCCUGCCGGUCCUUCAGGACAGGCCCCCUACAGCAGCUCUGGAUACAGGCUGGAGGAGGUCAAGGACUACAUACAGAACCAUGGUCUGUUGAGGGACGUGGUUGAGAACCGGUCUCAGCUGGAGAAGUCACAGGUUGUUCAAGGACCCCCAGGACCCCCUGGCCCUCCCGGUGCGCCAGGAUUCAGCCGUGUUUUUGGAUCCCAUAGUAACGCCACUGACCUUGUGGAAUACAUCAGAGCCCAUGGAAACAUUGUGGGACCCCCUGGAAGGCCAGGACAGAAAGGGGACAUAGGACAUACAGGUCACAAAGGCGAGAGAGAUACCUUUUUGUUCCAUUACGCCUUUGAAAUCUUUAGAGUUGCGCUCUUGAUCAUUUGCCAGGUCUUUGCAAACCAUUGUGUUAAGCGACUCAGGCAAGACAAAGUCAUACAAUCAGUCGGAAUUCUGGUUGACAAGGACCAGAUGGAAUCCCAGGAAGGACAGUCCUCCCUGGUCUGGAGUGGAAAAGGAGAACACACACUCGUGACGCACAGAAGGAGGAGGAAUGUUGGUGUUUGAGAUGAUAUGAUUGUUAAAAUACCCAUUGAAAAGGUGAAUGAAAGUCCUAAUGAAAUAUGUCAUGAGUCAUGAGCAUACAUGUGUGGGGACCUAAUGCCUUGGAGACAUUACCGAUGUGAAUAUAUUAUUUUCUACAGGAGAAACUGUUGAACAGGACAGUAAUUCCAUGCGCUGAUGUAUUAUGUUGUGUCAAAGACGUCUUUAUGAUCUAGUUUUUUACUAGUGUUUGAUCUGGAGUAUGUUUCUAAUUCACCUCCUUGCAUGUUGAUAGCAAGAAUAGUUCAACUAUGUGACAAAUAGGGGUGUGCUAUUUUUAUUCAAUAGCUUUUGUACCAUUAUCGUUAUUGUACUUGAGGAAAAACACAUUUCGUA
This is a messenger RNA of Oncorhynchus keta (chum salmon), 1356 nucleotides long. Its product is annotated as collagen alpha-1(XVII) chain-like. NCBI's taxonomy places the organism in Eukaryota, Metazoa, Chordata, Actinopteri, Salmoniformes, Salmonidae. The transcript is spliced from 10 exons. The record is from RefSeq and is a predicted model, not a curated record. Bases 1 to 984 code for a protein of 327 amino acids.